Ostrea edulis (European flat oyster) is the source of this 5525-nucleotide messenger RNA. Its product is annotated as DNA mismatch repair protein Msh6-like. The coding region runs from base 64 to 5010 and encodes 1648 amino acids. Gene Ontology annotation, biological process: mismatch repair. Gene Ontology annotation, molecular function: ATP-dependent DNA damage sensor activity; mismatched DNA binding; ATP binding. The transcript is spliced from 34 exons. Gene Ontology annotation, cellular component: nucleus; MutSalpha complex. Lineage: Eukaryota; Metazoa; Mollusca; Bivalvia; Ostreida; Ostreidae. The record is from RefSeq and is a predicted model, not a curated record.
GGGAGAUAUCCUGCUUGCGUUGAAAACCGCGGGAGCGUGUUGUUUUGUUAAUGUUAUAAAGACAUGGGACCUAAACAAACGCCUUCCAAGCAGGGAAACACACUGUUUGCAUACUUUUCCAAAAGUCCAGUACCAACGAAAAGCAGUCAGUCGAAUGUGAAUGGAUCAGAUGUGCUGUCACAGAAGAAAUCACCAAACAAACCAGACGGCGCAACACCUGCGAAACAGCCGAAAAAACUAGUCGAAGUUCAAAGUUUCAAAGAAGGAGACAUCGUUUGGAGUAAAUUGUCUGGAUAUCCAUGGUGGCCAUCACUUGUCUGCUCACAUCCGACAGAAAAUACUCACGUAAAGCAGGGCAAGAACCCACAGUUUCAUGUUCAGUUCUUUGACACGCCCCCAACAAGAUCAUGGAUUAAAGCAAAGGAUAUCAUACCUUUCCAUGGUGCAGACCAUGAGGACUAUAAGAAAGGUGGCAAGUGCUACUCCCUAAACCCCAAAGUGAGGAAGGGAACAGAGGAGGCUGAUAAAGCCCUGAAGUUGUCGGUGGAGGAGAGGCUGAAGCUGGUGGUGGAUCUACAGCCGUCCAGCGACGAGGAGGAGGAGGAGGAUGAGGAUGACGAGAACAUGGAGAUUAAUGAUGGUAAUGAAAGUGAAGAAAUUGAGGCCGACAACAGUAAAGAAAAUAAAGAGAGUGAAGUGAAAUCCAAACAUAGAACAAGUAGACGGCCGGCAAAGAGAAGGCGUGUUGUAAUCGCCAGUGACAGCGGAGAAUCAGGUGAGAGAAGGCGUGUUGUAAUCGCCAGUGACAGCGGAGAAUCAGGUGAGAGAAGGCGUGUUGUAAUCGCCAGUGACAGCGGAGAAUCAGGUGAGAGAAGGCGUGUUGUAAUCGCCAGUGACAGCGGAGAAUCAGGUGAGAGAAGGCGUGUUGUAAUCGCCAGUGACAGCGGAGAAUCAGGUGAGAGAAGGCGUGUUGUAAUCGCCAGUGACAGCGGAGAAUCAGGUGAGAGAAGGCGUGUUGUAAUCGCCAGUGACAGCGGAGAAUCAGGUGAGAGAAGGCGUGUUGUAAUCGCCAGUGACAGCGGAGAAUCAGGUGAGAGAAGGCGUGUUGUAAUCGCCAGUGACAGCGGAGAAUCAGGUGAGAGAAGGCGUGUUGUAAUCGCCAGUGACAGCGGAGAAUCAGGUGAGAGAAGGCGUGUUGUAAUCGCCAGUGACAGCGGAGAAUCAGGUGAGAGAAGGCGUGUUGUAAUCGCCAGUGACAGCGGAGAAUCAGGUGAGAGAAGGCGUGUUGUAAUCGCCAGUGACAGCGGAGAAUCAGGUGAGAGAAGGCGUGUUGUAAUCGCCAGUGACAGCGGAGAAUCAGGUGAGAGAAGGCGUGUUGUAAUCGCCAGUGACAGCGGAGAAUCAGGUGAGAGAAGGCGUGUUGUAAUCGCCAGUGACAGCGGAGAAUCAGGUGAGAGAAGGCGUGUUGUAAUCGCCAGUGACAGCGGAGAAUCAGGUGAGAGAAGGCGUGUUGUAAUCGCCAGUGACAGCGGAGAAUCAGGUGAGAGAAGGCGUGUUGUAAUCGCCAGUGACAGCGGAGAAUCAGGUGAGAGAAGGCGUGUUGUAAUCGCCAGUGACAGCGGAGAAUCAGAUGAUGAAUUCAAGCCUCACUCGGAGGAGUCAUCAGAUGACGAGGCCAGUAGUGGUGUUAAUGAAGAUGAUAUUUCAGAACCAGAAUCUGUAUCAGAAGUAGAUUCUCCUGUCAAGAAAUCCAAAAAGUCAGAGGCACCCUCUAAGAAGAGAAAGAAACCAGAAAAGAACACAAAACCAUGGCGACCGAGUAAAGGAGGGAACGCUGAUUCUGACGAAGAUCCAGCAAAAGAAGCAGUUUCUCCUCCCACGAAUUUGUCUUCUCCGUCCACGAAUUUGUCUUCCCCAUCCACGAGCCGGCCGUCCUCCUCUACUCCAUUAGUUGGUGUAAAGACAAAAUCCAAACUGGCAUCAUUUGCUGCCAGUGAUCAGGACAUCAAACCUGUUCGUGGACCAGAGCAAGAAUCAAACUUUCCUCAUCUCAAGCUGGACUUCCUACAGCCAGAUAAGAUUAAGGAUGCAAAGAAGCGAAAUAAGGACCAUGAAGAGUAUGAUCCUAAAACUCUGUAUUUGCCGGAUUCCUUCCUGAGACAACAGACACCGGCCAUGAGACAGUGGUGGGAAUUGAAAUCCAAACAUUUUGAUGCUGUACUAUUUUUUAAGAUGGGCAAAUUUUACGAGUUGUUUCAUAUGGAUGCAGCUGUUGGUGUGAAUGAACUCGGAUUAAUUUACAUGAAAGGAGAUCAUGCCCAUUCAGGCUUCCCUGAGAUAGCAUACAGUAGAUAUGCAGACGCACUGAUAGCGAAGGGGUACAAGGUGGCCCGGAUAGAACAGACAGAGACCCCAGACAUGAUGACAGAGAGAGUCAAAAACAUGGGAGUUCCUGCAACAAAAUUUGACAAAGUGGUAAAGAGGGAGAUCUGUCGAAUCACUACCCAGGGAACCAAGACGUUUAACAUGAUGGACGGUGACAUUACUGAGGCCUCUAGUAGUUAUCUGCUGGCUCUCUGUGAGAAGGACACUGGGCAGUUUGGACAGAGCAUCUAUGGAGUAUGUUUCGUUGACACAACUAUUGGAAAAUUCCAGCUUGGACAAUUUACAGAUGAUAGGUACUGCUCGAGAUUAAGGACACUGAUUGCUCACUUUACACCUGUACAGGUACUAAUGCCAAGAGGGCGAGUAUCGGAGAAAACAACGAGCCUGAUUAAGAACAACCUGUCCUCAGUUCUGAAGGAGUACUUGCGACCUGACACUGAAUUCUGGGACAGCAGUAAAACUCUCAAAGUCCUCGCCGAGGAGGAGUAUCUGAAAGCCGAGGAUGAGGCGGUGUGGCCUGAUUGUCUCAAGAAGAUGAUGUCUGAUGGUGACACUCUUGGGGUGUGUGCUGCUGACGACUACACUCUGGCUGUGUCCUCGCUGGGGGCGGUCAUCUGGUACCUUCAGUACUGCCUGAUGGAUGAUGAACUCCUGUCCAUGAAGAACUUUGAGGAAUAUAUUCCCGUGGACUCCGGGAAAAUCACAUCAGAAGAAAAGUCAACUUUCAAGAAAAAUCAGCACAUGGUACUAGAUGGUCUGACCUUGAGAAACCUGGAUGUGGCAGACAUGUAUGGAGCCCAGGAAGGGACUUUGUUGUCCACUCUGAAUCUCUGCUGCACUCCGUUUGGUAACCGGUUAUUUAAGCAAUGGUUGUGUGCGCCUCUGUGUAACCCUGCCUCCAUUAACGAUCGACUCAAUGCUGUGGAGGAUUUGAAUGCUGUUCCUGAAGUUAUGUCCGAGGUUACAGAGAUGAUCCGGAAACUUCCAGACCUCGAACGCAUCCUCAGCAAAUUUCACAGCCUUGGAUCUGCAGCUCGCAGUAAAAAGCACCCAGACAGUCGGGCCAUUUUCUUUGAUGAAGCAAAAUACAGUAAGAAGAAAAUAGAGGAUUUCCUCUCAACAAUAGAAGGAUUUAAAGUGGCCCAAAAAGUAGCCAAGAAAUUUCAGUCUCAUGUUGAUGACUUCACGUCAAACCUUCUGAAGUGGACUAUGACAACGGACUCUGCUGACAGUAAAGGUUUAUUCCCUGACUUGAAGGAGGAGUUACAGUUCUUUGAUAAUGCUUUCGACCAUUCAAAGGCGAAAAAAGAUGGAGUGAUUUUACCUAACAAAGGGGUGAGUCCUGAAUAUGACUCUGCUAAGGUAGACUUGAAGGCGGCUGAGAGGGGACUGGAGGAAUACUUAGACAGGCAGCGUCAGAGGCUCGGGUGUAGGACAUUAACCUACUGGGGUUCAGGAAAAAAUCGAUACCAGAUCGAGGUUCCGGAGAGCAUUCUGAAAAGGGUCCCUGAUGAGUACAAUCUGAUGUCUUCCAAAAAAGGAACCAAGAGAUACCGCACCAAGGAGAUAGAAGACCAGCUGGUGGAUCUAACAGAGGCAGAGGAGCGUAAAGAUGCUGCCCUUAAAGACACCAUGAGGAGACUGUUUUAUAGCUUUGAUGAAAGGUACAAAUUGUGGGAUACAGCCUUGCAGUGUCUAUCUGUGUUAGAUGUGUUGAUGUCCCUGGCCAAGUAUGUUGGUUCUGCAGAUGGGGUAACCUGUAGACCAGAGAUUCUAGAACCAACAUCUGACACCGAGCCAUUUAUAGAGAUUAGAGAGGCCAGGCAUCCCUGUGUCACCAGGACGUUUGGUGGAGGCGACUUUAUUCCCAACGACACAGUCAUCGGGAUCGCUGAUGAACUAGACACAGAGGAGGAAGGAGAAAAGAACGACAACAGUAAAAUUGUCUUGGUAACAGGUCCAAACAUGGGAGGUAAAUCCACUCUCAUGAGGCAGGUGGGAUUAAUCACCAUUAUGGCUCAGAUGGGCUGUUACGUUCCUGCUGAGAAAUGUCGAUUAACUCCCAUAGAUAGAGUGUUCACAAGGCUCGGAGCUAGCGACCGAAUCAUGUCAGGGGAAAGCACAUUCUUCGUUGAAUUGAGUGAAACUUCAGCUAUUUUGCAGCAUGCUACCACACAUUCACUAGUUCUAAUAGAUGAACUGGGUCGAGGAACGGCUACCUACGAUGGAACAGCUAUUGCCUGUGCAGUGGUGAAGGAGCUCUCGGAGAACAUUUGUUGCAGGACGCUGUUCUCCACCCACUAUCACUCCCUGGUGGAGGAAUUCUCUCACGAUCCAAACAUCAGACUAGGCCAUAUGUCCUGUAUGGUGGAAGACGAGGGUGAUCCUACAGAGGAGACUAUCACAUUCUUAUACAAAUUUGCAAAAGGAGCAUGUCCAAAAAGUUACGGCUUCAAUGUUGCUCGACUUGCUGACAUUCCUGAUGAGGUUGUAAAGGAGGCCAGGGAAAAAGCAAAAGAAUUUGAAAUGGCUGUAGAACGAAAGAAAUUGUUCAGGUCAUUGUUCAAAGAUGAUUCCAUUGAGAAUAUCAAGAGGAUACAACAGCUUCUCCCGGGGGUACUAUAGCGAUCUGAUUAAUAUAGACCAGUUUGUGGGGCAAUGUCUCACCUCCUGGGGUACUAUAGCGAUCUGAUAAAAAUAGACCAGUUUGUGGGGCAAUGUUUCACCUCCAUAGGUUGUAUUAGAAUCUAAUAUUACAUGUGUAUCAGUUCAGACUAGAGGACAUGCAGGGAUGUGUUUAAUUUUCGCUGAAUGCAGGAAUGUGUUUGAUUUUCACUGAAAGUGACUGGACAUGCAAGAUCUAACAAGAAAUCUCAAAAACUACAGUGUGGCAGCAACUACUAGUGAUAUAAAUUCAAGACCUGACCACAAAUACAUGCACAAUUUAUUGUGAACAAAUGCAUUGUUUUGAACUCUUACUGUGUAACAAAAUACCAUUUUACAGUAUUCUCCAUUCAUAUUUCAUAGUUCAUUUAUUGAUCAUGACAAGAAUUUAUUUUGUUUUUAGAGAAGAAUAAAUUGUUACUUGUUUUCUACUUGUUGUAUAGCUGUAUUAAAAUAACCACAAUGACAAUUGUUAA